Messenger RNA from Pseudophryne corroboree (corroboree frog), 1417 nucleotides. It is a transcript of the gene CYTL1, whose product is annotated as cytokine like 1. Gene Ontology annotation, biological process: positive regulation of transcription by RNA polymerase II. The record is from RefSeq and is a predicted model, not a curated record. Lineage: Eukaryota; Metazoa; Chordata; Amphibia; Anura; Myobatrachidae.
UGGAACUCUUGUUUCUGACGUGGCUGGAAAUAUAAACAUUCAUCUCCCCCUUGGCUUAGAGCCUAGAGCUUUUUUCCCCCCUCGAUUCAGACGUUUGUAUAAAUUGGUGUUGACUGCCCGAUUAUGUGUCCAUUGAUUUACAAACCACAGAAAGAACCAUUAGCAGCUCUGCUGAAACUGCAAACAGUAAUGAAGCUUUUGCUGACUUUCUUAGCCCUUAAUAUAUUCUUCCUUUUCACAUACUCUGCUCCCCCGACGUGCUAUUCAAGAGUGGUAUCUUUGAGCAAGGAAAUCACAGAGUCUUUUCAAGCACUGCAGAGGAUUGUGCCAGCUGGACCGUGCAUGGACUCUCUUCCCACGCUUUACCUGGACAUACAUAAUUCCUGCGUCAUGACAAGGUUACGCACGUUUAUCUCAGCCCCACAUUGUGGAAGACUGCCAAGAGUGACAGCGUUAAAGAAGAAAGUGCGAAGUUUAUAUAACAUCAUAAAUUCAGUCUGCAAGAGAGACUUGGUCUUCUUCACUGAUGACUGUGAAGCGCUUGAUCAUAUAUCUACUGUGACCCCCACACCGACUGUUUCAACAUAAAGUGGUCAAUGCCUGUAGUUUGGUGACAAUACUACACCUGUUCCAGUGAAAUGGGCUUAGUUUCACUGUUAUUAAUUUAUAUCUAGUUGCAGGUUGUCUUCCUAGCACUAAUGCAAUACGACCCGUAUUAGGGAUCACAGACAGCGAUAUUUGAUAUCCUCUUUGUAGGUAUAUGAAAAGCCUUUAGAAGAUAUUUAGGGGUCUAUUCAUGAAGCAGUGAAAAGUGUGGAGAAGUGAGCCAGUGGAGAAGUUGCCCAUGGCAACCAACCAACAUUGAAGUAACAUUUAUAAUUUGCACAUACUACACUAUUGUACGGAACAGCUGACUCACUUCUCCACUCUUUUCACUGCUUCAUGAAUAGACCCCAUAGGCUGAUACAAGGGGACCUGUUUUCUCCUCUUUGGAACAAUGUUGUGGGAUAUAUUUCUCAAACUUUUCUGUAAUCUUCCGAGAGAUAUUGAAAUAUAGUUGAAAUCUGCUGUCAAUUUAAUUGGCUAAAAUUGUAGGCAUAUAGGUCUCUUCUUCACAUACGAAGACAGUUUUGUAGUCCUGAUAGCCCUUAAUUUAUGCCUGCAAUUUAACUCAUCUCAACCAGCAGAUGUGUCACUUAGAGUGUGCUCCAGUUUUCAAACUAUUUAAUCAAUGACUAGUAUGAUAUGAAGCCUUUAUUUAACUGCAAGAGUUCUAUGUGUUGCCCAAUCAACUAUAUUUUAUUAGCAUGAAGCAGUUUUAUAUAUACAGUAGUUUAUAUGUAAACACUUUUGUGUCUUGUUUUCCCCAUCUUUGUUUUGUACUGAAAAGAAUAAAGAUUUCUACUUUAAAUUUAAA